Strongylus vulgaris is the source of this 1416-nucleotide messenger RNA. The record is from the annotation of a GenBank genome assembly. Lineage: Eukaryota; Metazoa; Nematoda; Chromadorea; Rhabditida; Strongylidae.
AUGUUUAACGACAACUCCCCCGCCGACGAUGCUGUUCCAGAACAACACCCUUCAGAAACUGGCGGUCCACCACUAGAAGCACCACAUUAUGGUGUUGGAGUGCCAACGGGUGUAUCUGCUGCGUCCUUUAAUGAUAUGCAUAAUAUGAUUCGAAAAGCUAACGAAGAUCAGGCCGCAGCAAUGAUGAAUGAAGGAAAAGGAGGCAAGAUUAAAAAUAUCCUGCGGCGGAACUCGCGACGAGACAAAUCGAAAUCAAAAUUAAAAAUUGAAUCGACGGCAGCAGCAGCGAUGAAUCCAAGGAGCGGUGGCGCCACAGUGGCCAACCACACCUCUCAACACCCCGUACCUACACACGUUACCCAUUCACCAACAGCGCAAAGUAGUGUGGAUAGCGCGUUUUGCGGAAAUUAUCAGGAACGCGAUAUUGAUGCUGAAAUCAUGUCGCGACAAACUGUUUCUCCCCUGGCUACAGCAUCAGCAGCCACAUUAGAGCAAAGCCCAUCUGUUGAAUCCAGCCUAGGGAGCAUUCCGGAUACCAGUCGUACAGAUCCAGGUACUACCACCACAACCUCAAUGACGGAGGCGGGCGAAAUUCAAGCAAGACGGAAGAGGCAACAGGAUAUCUACUCCGCUCGCAGGAUUUUUAUCGCCGGUUCAGCAGCAGCAGCUGAUGAUAGCAGCGCUGUAGAUGCGCUUGCUAAUCAUACACAACAUUUGAAUAUGGCCAAUACUCCUGCCUUAGAGGUCCUUAGCGAAGAAACGCGAGAGAAAAUUCGUAAAAUGCAACGGCGCCAAAAUUGGAUGGAUCCGUUACCAUUCACUAUCCCUUCGCAUGUUGCGAACACAAGCCAUAUGGCACCAUCUGUCCCUUCACCGCCUCUCCAUCGGGAAGCGCCUCCUACAAGUACUGCGCCGGAAAUUCCGAAGACUGGCUCUCCCACCAAGGACAUGACCGAUGCCUUAUCGUGCACUUCGGAUUAUUCCACCACUAGUUCAGCCCCGCUGACUGCUCCUCUGGCUGUAGCUUGUGCUGCGUCGUCGUCAGACUAUGCUUCUAGCUUUAGCGAUCCAAGUCCAUGCGCUCGAAACGCAUCCGCAUCACCCCGUCAACGUCCGCAAGUGUUAGGAGUGUUGCCAGAAGCACGAUGUCAGCAAAAAAUUCGAAUUCGUAGCAAGACAGGACCACGUGAUCCAACACGAAGGCAUACAUUGUCUGAUAUGGAUGUGUUAAAGGAAGGACGUCUCGAAAAAUUCGCUCGAUGGUUUGGAAUCCGAAAAUCGAGCCCAGAUGUUAGUGCAGAACGUGAAGGGAAUGACCAAAGCCCACGACGUAAGCAACCACCUUUGGAUCCGCCAGUAAUUGUACGAACUUCUCCCAAUGAACUAACACCAGCCAGCGGAGAUGAGCAACUUUGA